UGCCUUUUCGUUAUUUUCUGAAGUAAAUUCAGUGUCGGCACUCGGCAUAUCAGCAGUGAAAAUAUAUAGCUGCAUUGAUGUAAUUUGGGAAUAUCGAAAUUAUACGUGAACAGACACUCCCAAACAAAUACUGCAAAUAAAAACAGCCCUGCCUGAAGAAAAUAAGAAAUCAAAGUGAAGUUCUUAGAUAAGAAGCAUAGGAUGAUGGAAAGACACAAAGAAAUCUCGUUUGAAACAUUCCUCGAAGGUUCCAAAAUGGAGUAGUUCUACAUUUGUUGUUGUUCUAAGAAGACAACGUGUGUGAUUUUGUUUAUCAACCUGCCAGCCAAAUAUUGAUUAACGUGUGGAUUCCUGAUUUCUCUCUGAUCAAGAAACUACAGGAAGAGGAAAUAGAUGGUGCACCAUAAUUACCUACAAGACAAUAAACACUUCUUUUGAGUGGUACCUACUGGAUGCUGAUUGUGUCUUGACCUUUGUGUAUUUUUAUUCAGUCAUCAAUGUAAGUGAUGUGGAUCUGGAGAAGCCCUGAGCAUUGGCUCGCCCCCUCCAGCGACAGAAGCAUGCCCUCUCCCUCUUAAAUGGUAAUAGAAGCCGUUCAUGUGGGAACGGUUGGCGGCACCGUGGCAGGCGUCUGGCUGCUGCUGCUGGCGGGCCUGUGGGGCGGCGCCGCAGCAGGAAUCCUGCUGGCGCAGUACCCUGGCCCGCAGGACGAGCCCUUGCGCUUCACGCACAUGGCCGUCGAUCCCGAGACUCAGAGGGUGUUCGUGGGCGGCACGAAUUGCCUUCUGCAACUCGACAGCGACUUGCACCUAGUGCACCUAGUGACCACGGGCCCUAGGAACGACAGCCCGCUGUGCCAUGCCACCGGGUGCAACGAUCCUUCGAUACACGCGACGCUAAUGGACAACUACAACAAGAUACUGCUCAUCGAGCCCGAGACGAGGACCCUCAUCUCUUGUGGCUCGUUGGCGCAAGGCGCUUGCUACAAGUACAAACUGAACAACUUCAGCGCCGAGCCGCUCUUUAUACCGAAGAGCAUCGCAGCGAAUGACGCUAACGCCUCCACUUACGCUUACAUAGGCCCCAAGAAGUACAACCUCUGGGGACGUUCCAACAUCCUCUACGUCGGAACCACGUUCACGAACUUCGGUGAAUAUCGGCACGAUGUACCAGCGAUAGCUAGCCGAGAUCUGGAAACGUUAGAUAUAGCUGAGCUGACGUUCAGUAAGCAGUCGCUGCUCAGCAUCGAUGUCAAAUAUCGGGACCACUUCAUCGUACAGUAUGUAUACGGGUUCAACGCCAGCGAUUAUGCGUACUUCGUUAUCGUCCAGAAGCAGUCGCAUCUACCGGGUCAGGAGGAGCAGGGUUACGUUUCACGGUUAUCGAGAACUUGCAUCAACGAUCCCAACUAUGACAGCUAUACCGAAGUAACUUUACAGUGUGUUGACUACGACACGAAAUAUAAUUUAGUGCAGGAUGCUAAGAUAACGUUGGCCAGAGAAGAGCUGGCGUCAGCUUUAGGUAUUGCAGUAGGAUCCCCAGUAUUGGUAGCUAUCUUCAGACCCGCUAAGGGAAUAACUAACGAGCCACAAAACCAAUCGGCAUUGUGUCUGUAUCCACUCAGGGACAUAGAAGGGAAGUUCAUAGAGAACAUACACAUGUGUUUUAAUGGCAGUGUCAAGUAUCGUAAUAUGGGGUACGUUUCUGGUCCCAUAUUGGACGGUAAAUGUCCCAGCAGUGGUUCAGCUGGAAAUAUACCUAACUUCUGUGAAGUCGGUCUCAAAAUAAGCGGCGUAACGCCUUUGGUAGCUACUGCAGCUAUUUCUUUUCCGAAUAUAUCCCUUUCUGCUGUUACAACGGGAUCUACCGGAAGACACGUUCUUGCAUUCCUUGGGACUAGUGAUGGUAGGAUAAAAAAAGUCCUUUUAUCAGGGCCGGAGCCUCCUGAAUAUGAAGAAGUUGUGGUCGAUGAUGGAAAUGCUGUGUUGUCAGAUACAACUGUUUCGCCUUCCGGAGAUUAUCUUUAUGUAUUGUCUACCUCUAAGAUCUCCAAAAUAAACGUGGAGCACUGUAGUACUUACACCAAUUGUUCCUCGUGUUUGGAUUCCAAAGAUCCAUACUGUGGCUGGUGCUCUUUGGAGAAACGGUGUACCAUACGGAGUGCCUGUCAACAAGCAUCUCAUAGUGCACCUCGAUGGCUAUCUCUAGGAACAGGCCAACAAUGUAUAGAUUUCGAACAAGUUCUACCGGAACGCAUUCCCAUAAACCAAAUGACGAAUGUCCGUCUGACUAUAAGGACCCUUCCUGCUCUUCCUCACGGUGCUAAGUAUAAGUGCGUUUUUGGUAACGCAGAACCGAUUGACGCUGAAAUGACAGAAAAUGGCUUGUCUUGUUUCACACCUGAGAUAUCGCGACGACCGAUAAUUCCGCCUAAAAUGGAUCAUGUCUUAGUUCCAUUGAGUGUUAGGUCUUCCGAGACCAACAAGGAUUUUGUAUCGAGAAAUUUUGCGUACUAUGAUUGUGGAAAACAUGGUACUUGUGGCGAAUGUGUCCGGUCGAAAUGGGCAUGUAAUUGGUGUGUUUACGAGAACAAGUGUACACAUAAUAUUUCAAUCUGUCAGAGGAGCAUAAUUAGUGGAGAAAACAAUCCAAAUCAUCUUCUGAUGCAUGGAUUUGGAUUUUGUCCACAAUUCAGAAGAAGAAAUGAUGCAAUACUUUUACCAAAUAACGUUUUGAAAGAGAUCGUUUUUGAAGUUAUAAAUCUACCGAAUCCUUCUUCUGUACAUACUGGCUUCCAGUGUAUUAUAGUUAUUGAAGGUGCUACAAUGCUUGUACCAGCUAGGGUUGAGGGAAAGAAUAUCAUUGUUUGCGAUAAAACUACUUAUUCUUACGAGGCAAUUGAAGGUGAAUAUGAAGCAAGUGUGAAAGUUGUUUGGAACAGAAACCAUCACGUCGAUUCCAUCAAUGUAACUCUGUACAAAUGCGACAUCCUAGGCUCGCAUAGGGAACACGCCGACUGUUCUCUGUGUGUCACACGUAACUCCAAGUACAACUGUACUUGGUGCGGGAACACCUGCCAAUACUCCGAAACCUGUCAGCAUGUGCCCCACAUCGAAUGCCCUAGACCUAGAAUCGACAUGAUCAAGCCGCUGAGCGGUCCCAUCGAAGGUGGUACCUUGGUAACGAUCGAGGGUAGUAACUUGGGGCUGAAAAAGAUCGACGUGCAGGGCAAAAUCAAGAUAGGGCAGAUACCGUGUAUCUUGGUCAACUACGAGGUAUCUGUUAGGAUCCAGUGCAUCACCGGUCCGUCUAGGGCCGAGAUGACUGCUUCUGUCAGAGUUGGGAAUGAGGCUGGGUAUACCAAGUCCUCAGUCGAGUUCAGCUACAAGGAUAUCAGACUCUCUGGAAUCUAUCCUUCGAUGGGUCCUCAAUCAGGAGGUACUCAGCUAGCUAUCACCGGCCAAUACCUGAAUGUAGGCACUGAAAUAACCGCUUACUUGGACGAGUACAUCUGUCAAGUGAAUGUCACUCAAGCUUCAAGUGGGAGACUGACCUGUAUCACUUCUCGUGCCCAUAGACCAACGAAUAUAGCUAAGCUCACGCUUAGUAUAGAUGGUGCCAAUCGCACUCUACCGGGCAAUCCAUUCAACUACACUCAGGAUCCUACGAUCAUGGAGAUCAAGCCGUUGAAUAGCUUUGUAUCUGGUGGGAAAAUGAUUUUCGUGCACGGGACAAAUUUGGACAGUAUCCAGAAGCCAGAGAUGGAAGUUUAUGGGCUGGGAGAGCCUAAUGUACCUAUAAACAGAACGCUAUGUACAGUGCUUAGCUCAACGCAAAUGGAGUGUCCUAGUCCACCUGUGAAUAGGCAUUUCAAGUACUUUAGCAGUAGAAGUCGUAGAUCACUAAGAAAACCAGCGGCAAUAAAGAUGAAGGAGCCAAAACUGUCCCUCAGGAUAGGGUUCUUAAUGGACAAUGUGCAAUCAGUGAGGGAUUUGGAAAAGCAUUUCCCAAAUCUCAGAUCUCAAUUAUUAUAUGUGGAAGAUCCGAAAUUCUUCCAGUUUCCUAACCAGAUGAAACUGUAUCAGGGCGAUAGGCUGGUGAUAGAGGGGGACAAUUUGAAUGCAGCCAGUGAGGAAUCUGACGUGGUCGUCACUAUUGGUACGAAGUCUUGCAAUGUCACAGGACUGGCGCUCAUUCAGCUUGUAUGUGUGCCCCCUGAUCAUCAGCCACCAGACACUGAUGAAAAUGGAUUCAAGACUGAAACUAACCUUCCAUUAGUAGUAGUUAGAGUAGGAAAAAGUUUAAGGUUUCCAAUCGGUUAUCUACAAUAUGACCUGUUCAAAUCAUUUGCUUUCCCACCAGAAGCAAUAAUAAUGAUAUCCUUUGGAACAAUACUGUUUGUUCUGUUUUUCGUUGCCGUACUAUUUGUUUACCGAAGAAAGUCAACUCAAGCUGAAAGGGAAUAUAAGAGAAUCCAAAUACAGAUGGACACAUUGGAGAGUAAUGUUAGGUCUGAAUGUAAAUUAGCAUUCGCUGAACUCCAAACUGACAUGACUGAUCUCACUGCCGACUUAGAAAAUUCUGGUAUACCAACUCUUGACCAUACCAGUUAUAUCAUGAAAGUUUUCUUUCCUGGGGUUAGCGAUCACCCUAUAUUGAACGCUCCUAAGGUUCGACUCAAUGGGCCAAGGACGAAUUACGAUACAGCUAUGUUGCAAUUUGAGCAGCUGAUCAAUAAUAAACAUUUUGUGCUCGCAUUCAUAGAUAUACUCGAAUCUCAGAAGUCUUUUAAUAUUAGGAAUAAAGUGAAUGUAGCGUCCUUAUUAAUGGUAGUUUUAAUGGGCAAAAUGGAGUAUGCAACAGAUAUUCUAAAAUGUUUACUAUUACGUCUAAUCGAUAAGUCUGUAAAUACAAAACACCCUCAACUAAUGUUGAGAAGAACAGAAAGUGUUGUGGAGAAAAUGUUGACCAACUGGAUGGCACUGUGCAUGUACUAUUACUUGAAAGAGUAUGCUGGCUCCUCGCUAUUCUUACUAUUCAAAGCCAUCAAACAUCAAAUAGAAAAGGGACUGGUGGAUGCUAUUACCCAUGAUGCUAGAUAUUCACUGUCCGAGGAGAGACUGUUGCGAGAAAAUGUUGAAUACAGUGUAGUGACCCUACAUAUUGUCCAAGAUGACUUAGAUGAGAAAGUCCAAUGCAAAGUCUUGGACUGUGAUACAAUCAGUCAGGUGAAAUCAAAGAUUCUAGACGCCCUGUUCAAAAACACUCCUUUCUCAUUGAGACCGUCAAUCUACGAAGUAGAUUUAGAAUGGAGGCACGGCAGGGGAGGCCAUUUGACUCUACAAGACGAGGAUCUUACCACAAAAACAAUGUGUGGUUGGAAAAAACUCAACACUUUGGCACAUUAUGGAGUCAAAGAGAGCGCGGUUAUGUCGUUGAUUUCUAGACAGAACGACAGCUUCAAUAAUUGUAAAACACCUUGCCACAACUGCGUCACAGGGAUGUACUUGAACCAUUCUCAGUCUCCAAUAAUAGCUGCUAAUGGUGAUAUUGAAACUGGAAAUAAUCCUAGAAUAUACCACUUGGUGAAACCGAUAGAUGACCAUCAGUUCCUGAACAACAAAAUGAUGGAGAGGACCCACAAGGCCAUUCCUGAAAUAUUCUUGACAAGAUUGUUAUCUACGAAGGGUACAAUUCAGAAAUUCGUCGACGAUUUCUUCUUAACGAUUUUGACGGUUAACGAAGCCUUACCUCCAGCAGUUAAGUGGUUGUUCGACUUACUAGACGAGGCUGCACGGAAACACGGCAUUCAAGAUCCUGAAGUUGUUCAUGCCUGGAAAUCCAAUAGUCUUCCCCUAAGAUUUUGGGUUAAUUUUAUCAAAAACCCAGAUUUCAUCUUUGACAUCAACAAAACUUCAACCUUGGAUUCUUGUCUGUCUGUUAUUGCUCAGACCUUCAUGGAUUCGUGUUCUACAACAGAACAUCGGUUGGGCAAAGAUUCCCCUUCAAAUAAACUCCUAUUUGCUAAGGAUAUACCGAGGUAUCGUGAAAUGGUGUCACAGUUCUACAGUGAUGUGGCGAUGCUGCCAACAAUAACUGAUCAGGAAAUGGGUUCAGCAAUGCAACAGCUGUCUGCACAACAAGCAGAAGAGUUUGAUACUGUUGCAGCUCUGAAAGAACUCUAUAUAUAUGUGGCGAAAUAUAGAGAACCAAUUCUCGAAGCUCUCAGUACAGACCCCAAUUGUCGGCGCUUACAUUUGGCGCAGAAAGUGGAAAACGUUGCUUACACAUUAGGGGGGGAUGAAACAAUGACUUGCUGACCUCAACGGUCACCUGAUCCCCUGCUGCCUAGAACCUUGGUGCCCUGAUUACAAGCGUAAUGUUCACACGCAUGCUUUUCACCGAUCCAAAUGAGAAAACUGUAUGUCAAUUCGUAAAGGUAGAGGAUGGUGUGUUUCUUCAUCUCUCAACUGAACAAUGAAUGGAUGAAUUCCAUAGCAUUUACCCAGAGUAUAAAGUUGUGCUACAACCACAGCAUAGUUUGCUGAAUGUCCCACUAAAAAAUCAAAACAGUUCAUUGAUUUUUCAUUAUUUAAACUUUCC
Molecule: messenger RNA, 6603 nt
Organism: Phaedon cochleariae (mustard beetle)
Lineage: Eukaryota; Metazoa; Arthropoda; Insecta; Coleoptera; Chrysomelidae
Source: the annotation of a GenBank genome assembly